Venturia canescens is the source of this 1079-nucleotide messenger RNA. RefSeq lists its product as uncharacterized. The record is from RefSeq and is a predicted model, not a curated record. The transcript has 6 exons. The coding region runs from base 15 to 1079 and encodes 354 amino acids. Lineage: Eukaryota; Metazoa; Arthropoda; Insecta; Hymenoptera; Ichneumonidae.
GAUCACCCCUUACAAUGUCGGAUGAAUCAGUGCGUUCUUGUAUUUUGGGUCUUUUACGUCUAACAAAACCGCAUAGCGCUCAGCUGAGACGCAGGUGUAACGACCUAUGGUGUUACGAGUUGCUGCGUUUAUCGGGUGCUCGACUCGUGAACAGACUUAAAUACGUGAUCUGGUGGGCCCCUUUACGUGCUCUAGUGGUGGCCUAUAACAGAGGCAUAUUAAGUGGUCAACGAGUGCUGGAUGCUGUGUAUGACGAGUUACAGCGCCGCGGUGUUUUAGAAGCCCCCCGCGUAAGAGGCCUUGUCGGUGAAAUCAGAUGCUAUCGGCAGUUUUACGAUGCGGGGAGUGACGAAGAAGAGGCUCUCGCUGAGGCGACGAGAGCUGUGGAGGAAACGGAUCUAGAGCGUCAAACAGCCCUCUACCAACCGCUGCAUGAGGAGGGGGUAGGGGAAGAACCUAGAGCGAGCACCUCGGCAGCCCCUGCCGAGACGAUACCGCAGCAUUUUACCAUAUAUCGGCCGUUUUACGACGCUGUGAGUGACGAAGAAGAAGAGGCUCUCGCUGAGACGACGAGAGCUGCGGUGGAAGCGGAUCUAGAGCAUCAAACCGCCCUCUACCAACCGCAGCAUGAGGAGAGGGCCGAGGAAGAGCCUAGAGCGAGCACCUCGGCAACCUCGGCCGAGCCGGUACCGCUGCAGCCCGAAUUUGAUGACGACGAGGCGUCGACUAUUCUCAACCCCUCCUUGAUGUUUAGCGAUCGGUCUGAUAUACUGGCUGUGUACCGGCACACCAGAGCUAACGAUGACGACGGAGCGAUAGCGGGUCCAUCGCAUCACCACCAUCGUCAGCAGGAAGAUGAUGACCUCGUACAACCCGAGAAUCAGCUGGGGGUGUACCCGCUGGACGUUCAACAGGCGGAGGAGGAGGAGGAGGAGGAGGGGGAGGAGGAGGAGCGUCUAAACGAGGAGCGAUUAGAAGCUAGACGCUUCGGCCUAUGGUUUCAAGAGCUGAUGGAGUGUGAUUCAGGGUACUCGUCAGCUGACUCGUCAGCUGUCUCGUUAUUGGCGUACCGCGAUUAG